AUGGCUGACAGCGACCACUCGGAUGACACGGCCGUCAACAGCUCACCCAGACAGUCUCCACGCCGCACUCGCACUCACUCUCGCCGACCCUCCUCAUCGCCGGGAACCCUCAGAGCGCCCCUCCACGCAGCUUACAGCCUCGUGCACGCCCUCGUCUACGCUCCCAUCGCUUGGUUCAGCUUUGCCUUCUACGUCUUGUACCAGGAAGCCAUCCGCUUCGUCUUUGCUUCGCGCGGCCCGCAUAUCCCUCGCGACAAGCCGUAUGGACGGAUUGCGAUCAUCGGUGCGGGCUUGACGGGCGUGUCGACGGCGGCGCACGCGGUGGAUCACGGAUUCGAGGUCGUCAUCUUCGAGGCCGAGCAGGGAGUUGGCGGAGUUUGGGCUCGCGAGAACUCGACGAGCCAGCUCCAGCUCAACUCGAUACUGUACCGCUUCCACCCGAGCGUCAAAUGGAGCCGAGGCUUCCCCAAGCGCGACGAGAUCAUCUCGCAAAUCAAGGCCGUCUGGGACCGCUACGGUCUCGAGAGCCGCACGCGCUUCGGGUAUCGCGUUACCAAGGUUACGCGGGACGAGAAGACGUCUACGGAUCCGCGGCAGGGCGGACAUGCGAGGUGGAUCGUCAAUGAUGGCAAGGAGGGCGUAUUUGACGCCGUUGUCUGCGCGCUCGGCACCUGCGGCGACCCGAAGCUCGUCGAGCUCGAGGGACAGGACUCGUUUGCGGGACAGAUCGUUCACUCGUCGCAGCUCGACGACGCAGACCUCGAGGGAAAGAAGGUCGUCAUCAUCGGCAGCGGGGCGUCGGGCGUCGAGGCGGCGGAAUUGGCGGUUGCGAAGAAGGCUGGCGACGUCGUCAUGCUCGCCCGGUCCGACAAGUGGGUGAUCCCGAGGAAUACCCUCGUCGACAUCCUUCUUUCGUUGCAGCCGUUCGGGCGUGAGAUGCCCCUCUCGUUCAUCCCCGAGUGGCUCAUCCGCAAGUUCCACUACCGCGACCUGCAGGACCUCUCGCCGUCGAGCAAGGGUCUCUUCGAGGGCACUCCAAUCGUCAACGACGAGUUCCUCCAGCACGUCCGGCAGGGCAAAGUCACGUACAAGCGCGGCGACACGAAGCGCGUCGUCCGCCAGGGGAUCCAGUUUGUCGAGCGCGAGCGCGGGACGAAGAGCGGCGACGGCGGGGACGAGACGCUCAUCUCUGCCGACGUCCUGAUCAUCGCAACGGGCUACAAGCGCCCUUCGAUCGACUUUCUCCCCAAAGACCUCUUCCCCACGGACGAAGACCGCUCGUACGCCCCGCCGUCGCUCUACCUGCAGAACUUUUCGACAGAGGACUGGUCCAUCCUGCUCACGAAUGCGUCGUAUCAGGACGGACUCGGCACGGUCGGCAACUGGCACAUUGGGCUCCUCGCGCGCAUCUUGUUCGUGUUCCUUUUGGACGAGUCGACCCGCCCAAAGCCGGCGGCGAUGAAGACCUGGGUCGACGUGAUCAAUUGGAUCAAGCGGGAGGCUUGGGGGGAAUCGUCGUCGGGGUUGACCUUCUUCACCUACUCGGAGAUGUGCCUCUGGAUCCUCGUCUUCCACUUCUUCAACCCUCGCCGGCUUCCUUGGCUCUUCUUCAUCCUCUUCGGCUUCGGCGUACGGCCCGGCACGCCGCACACCGCCUCGGUCGAGGGCAUCAAGCAUGCGGAGGAGGUCGCGGUCGGCAUUGGGAGGAGGGUGAGGGGUGCGGGGAGGUGA
Rhodotorula toruloides NP11 is the source of this 1731-nucleotide messenger RNA. Its product is annotated as dimethylaniline monooxygenase (N-oxide forming). Gene Ontology annotation, molecular function: flavin adenine dinucleotide binding; N,N-dimethylaniline monooxygenase activity; NADP binding. The transcript is spliced from 12 exons. Bases 1 to 1731 code for a protein of 576 amino acids. The record is from RefSeq and is a predicted model, not a curated record. NCBI's taxonomy places the organism in Eukaryota, Fungi, Basidiomycota, Microbotryomycetes, Sporidiobolales, Sporidiobolaceae.